AUGCCGACCCCUAAAUCGGUGCCAGAUGUACAACGUUUCCUUGGCAUGGUGAAUUAUUUAGGGAGUUUUAUUGAUAAUUUGUCAUCAAAAAAUAAAAAUUUGCGCGAUCUUUUAAAAAAGGACAUUCCCUGGCACUGGGACUCGAUUCACGAACAGGAGUUCAACAAUUUAAAGACUGAAUUAACAAAAACGCCAGUUCUAACUUAUUUUGACCCAAAAAGACAACUGACUUCAUCUGUUGAUGUCUCUGGGUACGCAUUGGGUGCAACUAUUUUACAUGACAGGAACCCAAUUACGUAUGCAUCGGCCUCCUUAACGGAUGCGCAACGCAACUACGCUCAAAUAGAAAAAGAGCUUUUAGCUAUACUUUUUGGAUGCACUCGCUUCCAUCAAUACAUAUAUGGUUUAAGUAUUUUGGUUGAAACCGAUCAUAAGUCAUUGGUUUCGUUAUUUAAAAAGCCUUUGUAUCAAAUACCUGCCAGACUACAACGUUUUAUGUUACGCCUUCAGGCAUAUGAUUUAACUGUCCAAUAUAGACCUGGUAAAUUUCUCCUACGUGAUAAAAUGCUACAUCGUUUACAUGAAAGUCAUAUGGGAAUUCAGCGUUACCAAAAUUUAGCUAAAUCUUCCAUUUAUUGGCCAAACAUAAACAAUGACAUUUAUAACUUAAUAUCAAAUUGUGAAACUUGUGUAAAAUUUCAAAAUUCUAAUCUUAAACAGGAACUUAAAUCUCAUGAUAUGGUCGAAAUUCCGUGGUUUAAGGUCGGUUGUAAUAAAUUCGAAUUUAACAAAAAACCAUAUUUAUUAGUCGUGGACUAUUAUUCAAAAUUUAUUGAAAUAGAUCUUUUAAAUUCUGGAUAUGGUAGUCUUCAAGUAAUCACAAAACUUAAAUCAAUAUUUGCGAGACAUGGUAUACUACAAAUUUUUAUUUCGGAUAAUGGUCCGCCUUAUAAUUCUAAAGAAUUUAAACAAUUUUGUCGGGACUGGAACAUUGAACAUAAGACUUCAAGUCCUUACUUACCUAGGUCAAACGGUUUAGCUGAACGCUCUAUUCAAACAAUUAAAAAAUUACUUACGAAGUGUGAAGAAACUAAAAAUGACCCAUAUGUGGCUUUGCUACAUUAUCGAACCACUCAAACAAAUGGUAUGCCAAGUCCAGCUCAACUUUUGAUGUCCAGAAGUCUCACAACAAAAAUACCUGCUAUCACUAGGAAUUUCGAGCCAAAAAUUAUCAAUACAUACGAAUACAAAAAACGUCUUCAAAAACAAAAUCAAAAUUCUUCGAAAUAUUAUAAUAGGGUUUCUAGAAAUUUAAAGCCAGUCAAACCGGGUGAAAAAGUAAUGUUUAAAAAGAAUCCAACUUCUGUUUGGUUUCCUGGAGUCAUAACGCAAAACUGUAAGGAACCUCGAUCUUUUAUUGUUCAGGAUAGCGAGGGUGUUCUGUAUCGCAGGAAUCGUGAGCAUAUUUUGAAAAGAAAACAAGAAAAACAAAAAGUUGACAUAGAUUUAGAUCGUAGAACAGUAGUCCAACUUAAUCGAUUAAAUUACAAUAAUUAA
Condylostylus longicornis is the source of this 1557-nucleotide messenger RNA. RefSeq lists its product as uncharacterized. The transcript has 3 exons. The coding region runs from base 1 to 1557 and encodes 518 amino acids. The record is from RefSeq and is a predicted model, not a curated record. Gene Ontology annotation, molecular function: nucleic acid binding. Gene Ontology annotation, biological process: DNA integration. NCBI's taxonomy places the organism in Eukaryota, Metazoa, Arthropoda, Insecta, Diptera, Dolichopodidae.